AUGUGCAAAUGUUUCCCUACGAGCUUGGCUGGGCCAGCUCUCAAUUGGUUCAAAAAUCUGGCUCAAGGCUCAAUUGCCAGUUUCCAAGACUUAUGCGAUAAGUUCAUAAGCCAGUACUAUGGGAAUAAACGUCUGGCUAAGGAUGUAUCAAGCCUUUUCAUAAUGAAGCAGCAUAAGGAUGAACGGCUCCAAGCUUUUCUCACCCGGUUCAACCUCGUUAAAAGCAUGGUAAUGGAGUGUCACCCGUCCACAGCAGUCCAAGCAUUUAAACUCGCAAUGAACCGGGGGAUGCCGUUCCACACCAGCUUGGUGGUUAAUACACCAAAGACAAUGGACGAGCUGAACGAGAGAGCUGACGGUUUUGUUCGUCUUGAGGAGGAAGAAGCAGCUAAUUCGAGGAAGACGUCAAUUAUUUCGACGGAGGAGAAGUCCAAAGCCAAGAUCCGGCAAAAACAAGCUCAACCGCAACAUCACCCCUCAUGGAAGGCGGAGAAGAGGCCCAGGGAGUAG
Cornus florida is the source of this 510-nucleotide messenger RNA. RefSeq lists its product as uncharacterized. The record is from RefSeq and is a predicted model, not a curated record. The transcript has a single exon. The coding region runs from base 1 to 510 and encodes 169 amino acids. NCBI's taxonomy places the organism in Eukaryota, Viridiplantae, Streptophyta, Magnoliopsida, Cornales, Cornaceae.